AUCUCCGUUGUGGUCGACGACACGCCGUACCCAUUAUCUCCAUCACAACGAGAUAAUCUUACGUAUAUCGGAAGAGGACCUGUGGCAACAAAAGGAUACUACUAUGCACAUGUCGUUGGUGACAACAAUGAAGUUGUCAUACAAGAGCCAUUUGUCCGUGCACCAAGUCAGAGUGAUACAGACUAUGAAUUCUUCAACCGCUCGCGUGCACAUUGGGAUAUCCCGUCAGUGCCUUCUUUAUAUGAACCACUGUUCGAUCGGAUGCAAUCCGAUCUGCACAUUGACGGCGAUAUUGGGACUGUCCAUUUCACCGGCAACUACUCGGAGCUAUAUAACUUGCACGGCGAUGCUCUAAACGAAGAUGCCAGUGUAACUGUAAACAUGUCAUUUAUCAGAGGACAAGAGCUUUAUACGUUUGAUAAUGUUGAGCUCGAGCUUUCUGGCCGCUCUUCUCGAUGGAACCCAAAGCUGAGCUACAGUGUAAAAAUCCCCAAGGAUGACGGUUCCUCUUUGUAUGGCUAUCGCCGGCUUAAGUUACGGUCGCUGUUUACGGAUCCUUCCUAUCUUCGUGAAGCACUAGUUUAUAAAGUGAUACGAGCGACUGGGCUUGCUAGCACGGAUUUCUCUUAUGUCAGAGUGUUUCUGAACGAUAAACCAGCUGGCUUCUUCGGCUUAAUCGAAAACUUCAAAAAUCCAUGGCUCAAAAACGAGUUUGCCGGUGGUGAUUCAAAUUAUCAACAAGGCAAUUUGUAUCAGGGAAGACUUGUGGGCAAUAUCUUCAGUCCUGGUGGUCGUCUAUCGGAUUUGGAAUAUUAUGGUGAUAACAUAACCGCGUACGAUGAAGGACAAUACAAGAUCAAGGAAGAUCCAUCGAACGAUGAACCUAGCUUCCAGCCAUUGAUGGAAUUAACAAAGUUCUUAGGGAAUGCGCCUGUGGAUAACACUGAAGCAUGGGAGAAGCAUUUUAACAUGGAUACCGUGUUACGCAGCAUGGCACUAGAAGUUAUCCUUGGUUUUUCCGACGGUUAUCUGACCCUAGCCGACAACUGGUACCUCUACCAAAAUGGUCGCAACUCGAAACAAUUUGUAUAUAUAUCUUCAGACGUUGACAUCACUGCCGGUUCUACUAUGGUCAAAAUGUCGGAUAUGAUCUCAGGAAACUACAGCACAUUCCCAGGAUUAUUACGCCGGCCGCUCACGACACAAUUUUUGCGCGUACGCCAAUACAAGCAACGUUUUGAACAGAUUUUACAAGAUCUUGCUAACCAAUUGGUCAAUCCAAGGGUGUUAAACCCAGUAAUUGAUUCAAUGGCGGAUAUGAUUCGCCAAGAUGUCCAAUGGGAUCAAAAUUUGCCCAGGCUGGGUCAU
Zychaea mexicana is the source of this 1368-nucleotide messenger RNA. RefSeq names its product coth protein-domain-containing protein. Lineage: Eukaryota; Fungi; Mucoromycota; Mucoromycetes; Mucorales; Lichtheimiaceae. The record is from RefSeq and is a predicted model, not a curated record. The transcript is spliced from 4 exons. The annotation marks the transcript as partial.